Molecule: messenger RNA, 2205 nt
Organism: Trichoderma breve
Lineage: Eukaryota; Fungi; Ascomycota; Sordariomycetes; Hypocreales; Hypocreaceae
Product: ferric reductase like transmembrane component domain-containing protein
Exons: 6
Coding region: 1-2205 (734 amino acids)
Biological process (GO): intracellular iron ion homeostasis; iron ion transport; copper ion import
Cellular component (GO): plasma membrane
Molecular function (GO): ferric-chelate reductase activity
Source: RefSeq, a predicted model, not a curated record
AUGUUGUCACGGACCUCCUACCUUCUGUGCCUCCUCUUGGCUGCUUGUGCCCACGCGGCCAAGCCCCUUGGGCUCGAGGUUUGCGGAGCCUCGUGUUACUACACCUUGGCCAAGACCAAAUUCGCUUCUGAUAACGUAACGGAGCAGACGCUUUGCACACACCCCCUGCGUGUCACUUCAACAUACCUGUGUCUAUGGGAGCAUUGUGAGGAGAAGGACUUGGUUCCAGGUAUCAACUGGUGGGCUGAAACAUGCAAGAAGUCUGCCAAGGUGGUCAAUCUCGAUGCGUAUAGAAGCACCGUCGCCAAUGUGACGCAAGAGUACAUUGAUAGCCUCCCCACUGUCGAGCAGACACAAAAGACUGUUGUGGACGUUGUGUCGAUGCCAUCGCAGGCAAACUGGGACAUCUCUCAUCGAACUGUCAACACUUACUACACCAACAUUGUAUACCACCAGAAACUACGAUGGAUCCCAUACGGUUACUGGGGAUUGGUGCUGGCUCUGGCCACAAUCAGCCACGCUAUCGCACUACUUCCAGUGAAACGCUCCAGUCAACCAGUACGAAAGAAUAAUGCGCCGGCAAAAUUUAAGGGCUGGUUCCAUCGCAACCUUAUGAUGGCCCCUACAUUCUCGUACCACCAUCAUCAGCCCUUGGGAUGGUUCACCGUUCCUCUCCGUCUGCAAUCCUUGGUCAUUGCUGGCUACAUCAUUACGCAAAUUUUCAUGCUGGCUUUCCACUACCCUGUCUUCACUGCCAUCAGCUAUAAAACUGUUCCAGGACAGGUCUGCCGAAUUCUCGCUGAUCGACUCGGUAUCUUCAUGACGGCUGAGCUGCCAUUCAUCUUUCUUUUCAGUGGAAGAGCCAACAUCCUCAUCUACGCCACGGGAUGGAGCUACAGGACAUUUAGCAUCUUUCAUCGCUGGCUGGCCCUGAUCCUCACUAUCGAAGGCAUCUGCCACGGUAUUAUUUUCUCAGCCUACUAUGUCAACGAACAAGGAUGGGAUGGAUACCAUGAGGAGCUGCGUACUGAUCCUACUUUCCGUUAUGGACUUCUUAUGGUUAUCUCAUUGAGUCUUGGCGCAGCUUUUGCUUUUGCUCCUCUUCGUAGCCGAAUCUAUGAGUUUUUCAAGGCUGCCCAUGCUUCCCUGGCAGCUGUCUUCCUUGCUGCUCUGUUUUACCACAUCAAGGAUCAGUUCAAAGGCAUGUAUAAAGUCUGGGUAUGGGCUUGUGUUGGCUUGUGGGCUGGCGACCAUUUCCUCCGCAUGCUGCGUGUCAUUGCCAUGAACUACAAGACCUUCCUCGGACAAGGUUCUCUUGCAUUGGCCAGCUAUAGCGAAGAGACUGGCAUGAUCCGUCUACAGGUCAAGCCUUCAAUCAACGCCGCUCACCAAACUCCGGGAACUUACUACUUCGUAUACUUCCCCAGUUUGCACUUCUGGGAGUCUCACCCCUUCACUCUGGCUGGAAGAUCUAAACAAAUCGAUGAUAUCCCGUCAUACGGAAGCAGCAGCGACCAACCCAGCGACAAGGAGGCUGGCACACGGUCUCCUCGUGUUACAGAGCUGAGCUCUGAGCCGGGUGACUCAUACAUGACCUUCAUGAUUCGUCCUCGCGAUGGAAUGACUCGAAGACUGCGAGACAGAUUGAUUAGCAAGAGCGAAUCUGGCCCUCUUCGCGUUAGAACCUUCCUUGAAGGCCCCUACGGUACGCCUGCUCGUCUUGAUCACUUUGACGAGGUUCUUUUCAUUGCUGGUGGUAGUGGCAUCACCACAGUGCUGCCCUAUCUCCGCCAGUUCUUUGAGGACCAGAAGGAAUCACAAACGCCUCCCAAGGUUCGUUUGGCAUGGAUCGUGCGAGACGAGGGUUUCGUUCGAGAUGUACUUGCCAACGAUCUUCGCGCCACUGAAGGGUCUGCGCUGGCAGCAUCAAGGCUUAACAUGGAAUUCUACAUCACGUCAGACUCUCCCAACGCCACACCCAAGACAGAAGAGGCUGGAAACAGCAUCGCCGAUCCUAGAUUCAAGAAAUCACGACCUGACAUCCACGCCGUGGUUGACACCUUUGUCACUAGCUCCCAAGGCAAGACAGCCGUCUUUGUCUGCGGUCCGGCAGAAAUUGCCGACACAACGCGGCAGGCCGUGAUUAGACACACGCACAAGGAUCACAUUGAUGUUGAACUAUUUGAGGAAAUGUUUGUUUGGUAA